CCCAUCAUAAUCCAACCAUCCUCUAUCCCUGUAUGUUCUGCUCCAACUACAAGUGAGGAGGAGGAAACUGAAGAAAGGAGGAAGUAAGGAGAUACGAUGGCUCUCAAGUUGUGGGCUUCUUCUACUGCCAAUGCACUCAGGAUCUCCUGCAGUAGCAGCAGACCUGCUUUCCCUGCUUUCUCCAUCUUUAGGAGUUUCUCCUCCGUUAUCGAAGGAUUGAAGUAUACUGGUUCUCACGAGUGGGUGAAGCAGGAGGGAUCUGUGGCGACCGUCGGCAUCACCGAUCACGCCCAGGGCCAUCUUGGAGAGGUGGUCUUCGUGGAGCUGCCUGAGUCCGGCGCAGCUGUGGCAAAAGGGAGCAGCUUUGGAGCAGUGGAGAGUGUCAAAGCAACAAGCGACGUCAACUCCCCUGUCUCGGGUGAAGUCAUUGAGAUCAACACCAGGCUCACUGAAACCCCUGGCCUGAUCAACUCCAGCCCAUAUGAAGAUGGAUGGAUGAUCAAGGUUCGACCCAGUGACCCAUCCGAAGUAAAAUCUUUGAUGGGAUCCAAGGAGUACACCAAGUUUUGUGAGGAAGAAGAUGCGCACUAGAGCAUGGAUAUCUCCUUCAAAUCAUCAAUCAUUUGAGUUAAUUGAUGAAGAUCACUCACAUCGUCUUUUCUCUCCCCUUGCUCUUAUUGUUGUUAUUGUUGCUCUUUUAGUUUUUUUGAAAGGUUACGGUUAAAAUGUCGAAUAAUAAUAAAUACGAAAGUCAUAUAAGAAUAUAUAAAGAACAAUUCCACA
This is a messenger RNA of Musa acuminata subsp. malaccensis (wild Malaysian banana), 783 nucleotides long. RefSeq names its product glycine cleavage system H protein, mitochondrial-like. The record is from RefSeq and is a predicted model, not a curated record. Gene Ontology annotation, biological process: protein lipoylation; glycine decarboxylation via glycine cleavage system. Lineage: Eukaryota; Viridiplantae; Streptophyta; Magnoliopsida; Zingiberales; Musaceae. Gene Ontology annotation, cellular component: glycine cleavage complex; mitochondrion; cytoplasm.